Messenger RNA from Euleptes europaea (tarantolino), 627 nucleotides. RefSeq names its product T cell leukemia translocation altered (gene TCTA). NCBI's taxonomy places the organism in Eukaryota, Metazoa, Chordata, Lepidosauria, Squamata, Sphaerodactylidae. The transcript has 3 exons. The record is from RefSeq and is a predicted model, not a curated record. Bases 1 to 321 code for a protein of 106 amino acids.
AUGGCGGCGGCGGCGGCGGCGGGCGGGGAGUGGGAGGGUCCGUCGCGGGCGCUGCGGGCCCUGGCCUGGCUCGGGCAGGAGUUCGUGUCCGACUGGGAGGCGCAGGACUUGCGGGCCGCCCUCUUCCAGCUGCUCGUGCUCUGGCUGGUCGUGAGCCUGCUGGGCAUCCAGGUGGCCUGGCGGGUUUACGGGGACACGGUCACCGGCCUCUACUACCGGCAAGGUCCUGGAGGACAGAAUGGAGGAACACCUGAUGGAUCCUCCCACUUCUCAAUGUGGGAGAGCUCAAGCAAUGAGACCAUGAAAACCCAUCGGGAAUAAUGACAGAGCUGACAAAACCAGACUUGCUGCUCCAGGAGCAUAGAGGAUGCCUGCUGGGCCAGAGGCCUUGGUCCUUCAGUGCUGAGGAAAUUGCAGCCAUUCUUGCCCUUUCUCCUGCCCUGGGGCCUGUCUGCUGGCCAACACUGGUGCUGUAAGGAUUGCUCACCUGUGACUGCUCCUGUCUAUCCUGUUAUCAAGCAUGAAGUCUCAGGGUUGCCCUACUCAGGUUGGGGAAGCUGCAGUUUCCCUCCUUUAAGUUGUUAGCAUUCUUCCUUUUACUAUAGCGCUAAUCAUUUUGCAAACCAG